Oryza sativa Japonica Group (Japanese rice) is the source of this 5206-nucleotide messenger RNA. Lineage: Eukaryota; Viridiplantae; Streptophyta; Magnoliopsida; Poales; Poaceae. The record is from RefSeq and is a predicted model, not a curated record.
UCGCGCGCUCGCUCGCUCGCUCGCCGUCGCCGGGGAGUGUCUUCUUCAGUUAUUCGUCCUCCUCCCGGUUCGGGAUCGAUUCCGGCCCGGUCUCCCCCCCAUUCCGACGAGGUGAUUUUGAUUCUUCCUCCCCUCUUGCUCGGUGGUGGAGUUCGUUUCAUCUGGGGUUUCCGGAUUUGCUCGCCAGCGGUCGCGGUUGGGGAGGCGGAGUCCAGGGUUUGUCCCCCCAUUCCCCUGCUAGGGUUUUUGGGUGGUUCGCCAGGUGAUUUCCAUGAGCGCGGGUUGGGUAGUGUACACUAGUGUUUGUUUGCUUCGAGCUGUGACUCUCACGCGUUGGUCUUUUCGUCUCGGCCUCGUGCCUACCGAGGUUGCCACUUGUUAGGAUCGAGAUACUCGGUAGAAUCGUUUCUUUUUUUUUUAUGAUAUAUUGAUCGUAGGAUUGGGAUUGGGAUCCUAUCAGAUUUUAUAUAAGUGUAUAUUAAAAUAUAAGAUUUGUAAUACAUUGCAAAAAUUAAAGCUUGUGUCCGUUGUGUUGUAUGUAUCACACCUCAAUCUUAAUUCAACGAUACACAAAUCCAAUGCUUAUUUCUGAAAAAAAUAUUAAAGCUUAUAAUAUUGAUUUUGAUAAAUUUAAUCGACUUCUUUAGAAACUUGUGUGGACUUACUCACAUUAUUUUUAACCCACCUUGAUUUUAAAUAAUCCUUAUGUAGGAUCGGGAUCCUACGUAAGCUCUACCGUUACCAAGGGAUCGUAUGGAACUCUUAUUUAGGAUUGGGAUACUACGAAAGUUGGCUUAGGACCAUUUUGGUUUGGUAGGAUCGUAGUAUUGUACGGAUUGGGAUCUUUAGACCCUUUCUUUUUGAAGGAAUGGAUAACUGAAUUAAUGGGCAUGCUUUCCGAACUUCUAAAUGGUCCUUUUUUUCUGAAACAAUUCUAUAUAUGAAUGUCAUAGAAUAUUGUUUUAAGUCCGUCUUUCAACUUUAUAAUAAUAGUUAAUUUUUUCGUUUGUACAAUAGAAUAAUUAUCACAAAUCAUUCAUUCGACCAUUCAGCACAAAAGAUCAAUUUCCACUGUGUGCAUAUGCAUGCUUGCUGCCAUGUAUGGAGAUUUAGUUCGUCUAGAUGGAGCCUACCGAUUUGCCCUUCAUUUUGUAGGAUUUCAUGGUGACCGUUUGAUCCCUCCCUGUCUCAACCAUGUAUAUAAAGAAGGUUGUGGUAGAAGGAUUUAAGAGCUACAGGGAGGAGAUCUCAACAGAACCUUUCAGCCCAAAAGUUAAUGUCGUUGUCGGUGCAAAUGGAUCUGGCAAAUCAAACUUCUUCCAUGCUAUACGGUUUGUCCUUAGUGACAUGUUUCAGAACCUGCGCAGUGAAGACAGGGGAGCCCUUCUUCAUGAAGGUGCUGACAUCUCAGUUCUUUCGGCUUUCGUUGAGAUAGUGUUUGAUAAUUCAGACAACCGUAUUCCAGUCGAGAAAAAGGUGGUACGCUUGCGCAGGACAGUAGCUUCAAAGAAGGAUGAAUACUACUUGGAUGGGAAGCAUAUCAGUAAAACUGAAGUCAUGAAUCUGUUAGAGAAUGCUGGAUUUUCUCGCUCAAAUCCAUAUUACGUUGUCCAGCAGGGAAAGAUUGCAGCCCUUACCCUAAUGAAAGAUUCUGAACGACUGGAACUCCUGAAAGAGAUCGGUGGUACGCGCGUUUAUGAAGAUAGACGGCGACAGAGUUUGAAAAUCAUGCAGGAAACAGCCAACAAAAGAAAGCAGAUUGAUCAAGUUGUCCACUACUUGGAGGAAAGGUUGAGAGAACUUGAUGAAGAGAAAGAAGAAAUGAAGAAGUACCAGCAGCUGGACAAACAAAGAAGAUCACUUGAGUAUACCAUACUGGACCAUGAACUAAAUGAUACUAGGAACGAAUUAGCUUUGAUGGAUGAUAACCGAAGAAAAAUUUCUGAAAGAAUGUCCCAUGCGGAUAAUGAAGUGGUAGAUGUACGUGAGAAGAUCAGGAGUUUUGAGAAAGAAAUAAAAUUCUCAACCAAGGGGAUAAAUGAGAACAAGGCUCAAAAGGAAGAUGUAGAGAAGAAGUGUACAGAGGUGCUUAAGGUAGUUGCUCAAAUUGAGCUUGAUUUGAGAGAUAUAAAAGAUAGAAUUUUGAAUGAAAAAUUGGCAAAGGAUGAAGCUGCGAGGGAUUCACAAAGUGUGAGGAUGGAGAGUGAAAGGUCAAAGUCUGAAUUAGCUGAGACUAGUAAGGUGCAUCAAACCAAACUGAGGGAAGAGGAAGAAAUAUCAAAAAGCAUAAUGGACCGUCAGAAGCAGUUAAGUAUAUUGUACCAAAAGCAGGGGAGGGCAACCCAAUUUGCAAACAAAGCUGCCAGAGAUAAGUGGCUUCAAAAGGAAAUUGAUGAUCUUGAGUGUGUGCUUUUAUCAAACCGAAAGCAGGGAGGUUUACUCCAAGAAGAAAUCCAGAAGCUUAAAGACAAAAUUAAUAACUUGAAUAGCUAUUUUGAGUUCUACGAAAGUGAAUCAAACAAAUUAGAGUCCGCACUUGCAAAGAAGCACAGUGAUUACAAUGACUUGAGGAAGCAGAGAGACAAGCUUCAAGAAGAAAGGAAAUCGUUUUGGAUGGAGGAAGCUAAUGUGACAGCUGAAAAAGAUAGGCUCAAGGAAAAUCUUGUGAAUGCAAAGGAGAAGCUGGGCAAUGCAACACCUGGGGAUAUCAUAAGAGGCUUAAAUUGUGUUAGCAGAAUUACCAUGGAACAUGGUAUUACAGGAGUUGUUGGUCCUAUACUAGAGCUGAUUGAUUGUGAUGAGAAGCUUUUCACUGCUGUUGAGGUCACUGCAGGGAAUAGCCUGUUCCAUGUAGUUGUUGAGAAUGACGACAUAUCAACGAAAAUCAUUCAAGUAUUGACUCGAGAAAAAGGCGGACGGGUGACAUUUAUUCCACUGAAUAGAGUGAAAGUUCCAGAUGUUAGUUAUCCACGAAGUGACGAUUUUGUUCCAUUGUUAGAGAGAUUAGAAUGUAAUAAGGCCAAUCAUCGCCGUGCUUUUGAACAGGUUUUUGGCAGGACAGUAAUAUGCAAAGACCUGGAAACUGCGACCAAAGUUGCACGCGAUAACGGGCUAAAUUGCAUCACGCUUGAUGGUGAUCAAGUUGCCAGAAAAGGUCAUAUGACAGGAGGUUUCCAUGACUAUAGAUGCUCAAAACUGAAGUUUGUAAAAACAAUUAAGAACAAUAUGAAGGCAAUUGAGGAAAAGGAGGAACAUCUAAAGAAUGUUGAAAGGAAUCUAAGUGAUAUCCUUUCUCCUUGUUUACAUGACGCUGAUAAGAAAAUGACAGAUUUAGUUACCAAACAGCAGCAAAUGGAUGCUGAAAGUGAUCAUGCAAAAUCAGAGUUGGAACACUUUAAGGUUGGCAUUGCUAGCACUAUGAAGCAAAUAGGAUCACUUGAGAAGGCACUAGGAAAGAAGGAAAAAUCUCUCGACAACAUCCAGAACCAAAUUGUGCAAAUCCAAUCUGGCAUUGCAAUGAAAUAUAAUGAAAUGGGAACUGAAAUUAUUGACCAAUUAACUUCAGAAGAAAGAGAUCUUCUUUUGCAAUUGAACACUGAAUUAACUGAACUAAAGGGGAAGUUUGUCUUAUGUAGAAACAGACGCAUUGAGAUAGAAACAAGGAAAGAAGAAUUGAAAGCUAAUCUAUCAACUAAUCUCAUGAGGCGCCAGAAAGAGUUUGAAGCAGUAAUUUCAUCCGCAGAUUCUAAAACCUUGUCUCUUGAAGCUGAAUCAAAAGAGCAAGAAUUAAAUAGCUCUAAGAGCAGUCUUGAUGAUUUGACUGCGAUGCUGAAAGCUAAUGUCGAUGCUAUCAAUAACUUUACGAUAAAGAUAGAGGAACUGAAAAGACAAAGGGAUAAUCUGAAGACACUUGAAGCUAACCUGGACCAGACUGUGCGAGAUGGUGCCAAGGAUUUGGAACAGCUCAUGAGCAGCAGGAGCAUGCAUUUAGCUAAGCAAGAAGAGUGUAUGAAGAAGAUCCGAGACUUGGGACCAUUGCCUACUGACGCUUUUGAGACGUACAGACAGAAAAAUAAGAGGCAGCUGCAGAAGAUGCUUUACGACUGCAAUGAACAGUUGCAGCAGUUCAGACAUGUUAAGAAAAAACCUCUUGACUGUGUGAACUUCACAGAACAACGUGAACAACUAGAGAGAAGAAGGGCUGAACUUGAUGCUGGUGAUCAGAAAAUCAGGGAACUCGUGUCAAUUUUAGACCAAAGGAAGGAUGAAUCAAUUGAACGUACAUUUAAGGGAGUUGCGAGGCACUUCCGAGAAGUAUUUUCUGAACUAGUGCAAGGUGGCCAUGGACAUUUGGUUAUGAUGAAGAAAAAAGAUGGUGAUGCAGGCGACGAGGAUAUUGAUAAUGACGAGGAUGGGCCUCGUGAACCAGAUUCUGAAGAUAGAAUGGAGAAGUACAUUGGUGUAAAAGUCAAGGUUUCCUUUACUGGCCAGGGUGAAACCCAAUCUAUGAAACAAUUGUCUGGUGGGCAGAAGACAGUGGUGGCAUUGACACUGAUUUUUGCCAUCCAGCGUUGUGAUCCAGCUCCGUUCUAUCUUUUCGAUGAGAUUGAUGCUGCUCUGGAUACACAGUACAGAACUGCUGUUGGCAAUAUGAUCCGCCGUCUUUCGGACAUGGCUGACACUCAAUUUAUAGCGACAACAUUCAGACCGGAAAUUGUAAAAGUUGCUGAUAAAAUCUAUGGUGUGACAUACAAGAACAGGGUGAGCUACAUCAAUGUGGUGUCAAAGGAGCAGGCUCUGGAUUUCAUUGGGCAUGACCAGACACAGAAUGCUAUUUGAGACCAAAUAUGCUUGUGCCAAUGGUUUGCUUCUCUUGACACUCAAGCCUGACAACAUCAUCUUAGUUGCAAUUUUACGCUACCAACAUACAUUGUUUCUUUUUUCCGUGGAGAAGGCUGAUGCAUGUCUCGCUUUGGCUGGAUGUCUUAUUUACAUGGUUGGACAGUUGGACUAGUUGUGAAUAUGCAGUUUUUGGAUUUGUUCUCAGCUGAUGGAUAGAUAAUGUUAAGCUUUCAGAGCCAUUGUUUGCUUUCUGGCUUAUCGACCAUAGCCAAAAUUUUAAUUUAAAAUGUUAAUUUUAGAGUUAAUUUUUUGAAUUUUUUACCAUUAUUUUAUUUUCAGCAUUGACUUUCAAGUCACUAAGAAG